AAUCGAUCCUCCCCAUCCCCGUGGUGGCAGCGCGUCCACGAAGUACAGCCCCCGGCCGACGACUCUCUGUUGUCGACCCAACAACAGUUCAAAACCAUCCGAGACCCACGGCAAACAUGGCGUUGGAUUUCGCAGCCACUUACAAAGUCCUGGUACUGGGAGACUCGAACGUGGGCAAGACCUGCAUCGUGCAUCGCUAUUGUGACGAACGGUACUACGACACAUACAUCUCGACAAUAGGUAUCGAUUUCAAACAGAAGAUCAUUAAUUUAGAUGGCACGCCGAUUAAAUUACAAAUUUGGGAUACCGCCGGCCAGGAAAGAUUUCGUACUUUAACAACGGCGUACUAUCGCGGUGCCAUGGGUAUCCUUUUGAUGUACGAUGUCACUAGCUUGGAGAGUUUCAACCAUCUGUCCUACUGGCUACGGAAUAUCCAAGAAAAUGCGUCACCGGACGUAGUAAAAGUUUUGGCAGCGAAUAAAUGCGACGCGACCGCGCAUCGCGCAGUAGACGCCGAGAGAGGCCAGAAGAUCGCUGAGAACUUCGACAUGCCCUUCUUCGAGGUAUCUUGCAAGGAAAACAUCAAUAUCGAGGAAGCCUUCCUCACCCUGGCCAGAAGGAUACGGGAGCAGCGAGGCCGACGGGCCAGCCUGUUCGAGGCUUCCGAGAGAGAAGGUGCAGACAGUAUAAUUAAGGCACAGUCACCGUCUCAACAGGGCGACGCCUGGAGAUGCACCUGUUACAUGGAGGCGAUAGUGGAGUACAAUUAUGUCGCGCAAGAGGAGGACGAGCUGACGCUGAGAAAAGGUGACAUCAUCACUGGGAUUAAGAUGAUGCUGGGUGGAUGGUGGGAGGGCACCCUGAGGGACAAGCGUGGCAUGUUUCCUGAUAACUUUGUUAAGGUGUUGGACUCCUCUACGACUGGUAAUGGGAGCAGCGGCAGCAACAGUGAGACUGCAAACAGCACAAAGUCCGAUGAAAUCACUUUAAGAAAUGGAUCCAGCAGACGCUACUGCAAAGUCCUGUUUAGUUACGAUCCGUGUAACGAGGACGAGCUGACUCUAGUGCCACAUGAUUCUAUAGAAUUCCUGGGGGAGGUAGAAGAAGGAUGGUGGAGAGGUCGCCUCAGAGGUAGAGUCGGUGUGUUUCCCUCAAACUUCGUUUCCACUCCCGCCCCUGAGGAACAAGAGAGGCACAAAGAGGGAGAUAAGAAGGAGAUGUGCAGAGUACUUUUUCCUUACGAGGCUGCUAAUGAGGACGAACUCACCGUGGGCGAGGGAGAUAUUGUCACGCUAAUAUCUAAAGAUGCACCAGACAAGGGCUGGUGGAAAGGAGAGUUGAGAGGACAGAUUGGAUUGUUCCCUGACAAUUUUGUUGAGAUAAUCAGCGCAAAGGGUGAUCCCCAAGAGCAGGAGUCCCAGUGGCACGAAAUAACGUCCUCCAGUGUAAAGUCAACUACCAGACAUUCCCAUCAAAUCAAGAAGACCGAGAAGGCGCACGUUAGGAAAAGCGUGGACGCCAGGAACUCGCAUUCGAGUACCAUAUCUGAUCAUUUCCCCGCCAUAGACACCGCUAAGAAGAACCUGUCUACGUCGACAGGCCAUGUGUCGUCGGCGUCGUCGUCAACUACCGGAAGCGGGGGCGGCGAUAAGAAGGCGGCUGGCAGCCACUCGAUUAUAUCGAGCCUGAAGCGUCUCGUGAGCGACGUGGGGAAUAAUAAUGGUGUCGGCAGUGCGGCGAACACCGCCACCUCCACCUCUUCGGAGUGCCGUGAGGAAUUGGACGGCGUGGAGCGCGGGGAAGGUGCACCGCUUUCGCAUCUGACGGCCUCUCGCGCCAAAGCGCCCCGGCGACGACCGCCCUCCUCGCAGCACUUACGUCAUCACGCCGCGGGCUCAGCCGGCAUCAACGCGUCUCCGACGCUCCCCAAUGUGCCCAACACUCUUCUGGAAGAUAAUUUGUCUAACGGACGCACCGACACCGCGUUGGAGCAAAUACCGGACGAAGAGACCGACGGACUUGCGGCGAAAGCAAGGAGAAAAGCACCAUGGGUUGAGGAAUUAAAGAUGAAUCAGAUGGAAAGGAGAAAGAUCGCCGCGGUAGAUCGAGUCGAUAAGCCGGAGGUGAAGAAGGAACGGAACUUCUCGCGGUUAAUGACGCAGGGAAAUGUCACGGAUUCCGUUAACAAACCGGAUACCGAUAACGACGAUAGCAAACAGAAAGAUAAAAGUCCGCGGGCUGACACGAGUCCGCACGCCGACCAUAGCCCCGGUGCAUCGUCCGGACAACCGGCCUACGUUCCAUACGCACUUUACAGCAAAUUACUGGAAAGGGUGGCCGCGUUAGAAGAGAAACAGGCAGUAUUGCAGAUGACAGUAGGACAGCUCUCCGAACAGCUCAUACCUCUCCUCGCAAACUCAUCGAUUAACAGCAAAGUAUAAUACGUAUCGACGCACGAGGGGGUGGUAAAUCGAUAGUAUAUUUAUCGGCCCGUAUUACUACACACUGUGUUGUUUUCUCAUUGCGUCACUAAUGAGAAUCAGACUAACUAUUGCUGCUCUAGCGUAUAACGUUUAUUGCUAUUACUGUUGUUACAUAUAUACAUAUAUAUAUAUAUAUAUAUAGAUAUAUAUAUAUAUAUUUAUUCGUUUGUGGUAGCAUUCAGUUAUUGUUUACUCCGUCGGUGCAGUAUUCGCGUGAGCCGGUUGAAAACGCAACAUUCCACACGACAUUCUUCGCCUACGAAAAAAAAAAGAAAGACGUAUUUUUCCCUUCACUUGGUUUCUCCGAUAAUUUAGUAGCGAUCUCGCUGUAACUGCCGGAGUUUAUCACUCUCGCGAUAAUCGCGGCCGUUUCACGGAUGCCCGCAGCGUUCGCGGUCGCGAGUCUAAUAAUGGUUUUACGCUUCACUCCCGUCAUUUCAAACAUCUCACGACACAUAUCAGAACAUAUGAGACACAAAUCUUCGGUAUAUAUUUGCACAUAUUCUAGAUACGAUGAUAUUUCUUCAUUAUCAGUAGCACGAAAGAUCAUAAAGUUCCGAAAAAGAGAUAAAAACUAGCGCAAGUGUCCUUCCAGGUGAGUGCCCGUAUUUUCUUUUCUAUCAGUUUACAUUUUAAUCAUUUUAUAUUAUUUAUUCACAAAAAUAUUGGGUAAUUAUUUAUAAUAAGGCAGCCACCCCCGAGUUCAAACAUUUUUUAAUAUGUCAGGAGGAUUUCUAUAAUAUAGGUCAACUGGACUUCGCGUGGACAGUCAAAAACGCAUGCAAAAUUAUUAAACUUUUUCGUUAAUAACUCUUUAAGAACAACGAGCUGAAACCUUCACAACGUCACUCAAGAUGAUGACCUUGAUGAUAAGAUGAUGGUUAAAAAAUUAUUGAAAUCGGAGGUGGCUCCCUUAUUGUAAAUUAUCAAAUAUUGUUACAUCCCCGCUAUCGAUGGCUUGAUUUUGCGCUCUUAUAAAGCGUGUAUCAUAUCAAUCAGUUAUAAAUAUGAAAAAAGGUGAUAGAUAAAAGAAGAUGAAUCCUCAAACAAUGAAAUCAUUUAGAAGAGAUAAAUGUAUUUACAGGCGUCUUCAAUGCCGAUACUUGAAAUCAAGCCUCUUUUGUUUUUAUUUUUGUACAAUAAAGAAGCACAUAAUCGACUUAUCGAUACGGAUGUAAUAUAUUUUUAAUGGGACUUACGAAAAAUAGCUGAUUGUGUUAAUUCUUCGUAUUAAACAAUGGAAAAUGGAGAAAGGUACAAGAGAGUACUUAAAGUCGAUAGAACAUAAGAAUAUAUGUGAUUCUUUUUUUAUCCAACGAACGUAGCUGCCUCGCGAUGAUUGUAUGAAGAUUUUGUUCAAUAAGUUUCUUCAGUAAUCUGAGUGCCAAUGUGAAGCAUUUCGUUCACUGCAUUUCCGGGAUAUCUCAUUCAGUAGGAAUGAAUAAUUCCCUCGUUGAUUUUUCACAAUUAAUAAUAUCACUGAACUGCGGUCUAGUACGACUUGUACGAGCCUAAUUCGACGUAUUCGUCGAGCCAUUUAUUUCCAUGCGCUUGUCGAAGCAUAUUCCGGUUUUGGAAAUGUCUUUGAAACGGUGCUAGUAACGCGAUAUGUGAUAUAUCGUAGUGUCACGUGAUUAUACUAUUCACAUAGAAAAAGGAGGCAGCGAGAAAUUUAUAAGACUUUUAUUUCUGUUUUAAGUAAAUGUAUUAUGGCAGGAUGAUAAAACUAGGUGCACUAUAGCCUGUUUUAAACGACAGAUUAGCAGCUUUAUUCGAUAUAAUCAUAAUCAUGAAUCAUGUUGAAUAUGAAGGAAAAAAUGUUUUAUUUUUUUAAGAAAACAAUUUUAAGUAAAUAUGAUAAAAGAUGAUAAUGAUAUGUAAUCAAUAACGAGAGAGGAAAUACAAGACGCUAUUUAAUUUUCUCUCAGUAUUCCGUAAAAUAUACUUAAUAUUUUAACUAAUAAUAUAGAGCGGAUUGCAAGGUUUCCUCUCUAAUUAUUUUGAUAUAAAAUAGAUUUUAUUUUUAUGCAGAACAUAUCAGAUAAUAUAUAUACGUAUGCAUAUAAUUCUUUCACUUUUCCAUCAAUUUUUAUAAUCCAAAUGUAAUUCCAAAUUGUGAAAUUUGAUUGAACUGUACAUUUAUCAUAUUUACUUGAUCAUCGAAUGUAUAUUUGUUAAAUUACUGAAUUUAUUAAUAUAUUGUACGAUAUAUUCAAUGUUCACCUAAAACAAAACAUACUUUGGGGCGAUUCAAUUACUUAAUACAAUCUUGCAAAUAAUUAUAAUUUAAUUAUAUACGUUAUUACGUUUGUAAUCGUAAUAAAUUUCGCAGAAUUAAUCCCCGAAAAAACAAGAUGUAUGAUAACAGUUAUUGAUUUCAUAGAAAAAGUUACAAUGCAAUCAAGUUCUACAUCAGAUGUAAAUUCUUGUUUCACAUGUAAUCCGUCCCCGAAUGUCAAAAAGAAAUCAAUAUGCGAUUCAUUAUAUAAGUUGGCUUAAUUAUUAUAAGACUAUAAUAUUUUGAUACGAACAUUUUACAAUGAAAUUUGUAUAUUUAUGGACACGUAUAGUUUAUGGAUUUCUUGUUUUCUUUUUUUAAGUAUUAUUACUCCAAUAUUGGCCUAGAGCAUUUAUUAUUUUAUAAGGUAUACGUUUAUCAAGACGUUUAUCAAUCAUGUGCUAUAUUUCGAAGACUUUUGCAUUGUAAAACAUCGCAAGAAUAACUCCACAGAUGAAGCUUGCUAGUUCUUCUAAUAAUAAUUUCAUAAAUCGUUUUAUAGCAUCUUUAUUUAAAUUCCAUUUUCUUCUUCUGCGGUACGUAAAUUUGACACGCUGAUUCGUUAAUAUGAAAUCAAGGAGAAUUUGUUUAAUUGGCACUUAACAUUAACCACAAAAGAAAGUUCAAGGUAAACGAGAGACCACAGUAGAAUGUCACUGUAACAGUAUCAUGUCUUUUAUACUUUUAUAUUCCAGCGGAUCAAGUCGUUUGAACGUAACAUUCUUUAAGUGAAUAUCUGUUCACUUCUAUCUCGUAUACAGAGCUUCGGUUUGCACGAACGCGACGUUGUGCACAUUCUUGCAGAUAUAACACGUGACAAUAAUAGUUAUUAAGCGAGUUCGAAACAAUUUUCGCCGCAAUUUUUUUUGUAAUCGUGAUUGCGUCCCAAGAUCGUUCGUGAUCGUAAUUCGCCGUAGGAGCUCAGUUAAGACUUUGGUUGCAUUUUACCUUGCAGGAUAUUUUUUUUAACAACGAAUAACCGUUUGUAUCAAUCGUCGUUUCUCCACUCUCCACUAUGUAUCCAUAUCGUCUUCCCUUGUAAUAAACUCUCGCGAUCAUGCACAAUCACUACACUCCUGAUUGUAGUAGUGUGGCAAUCAAUUUGAAAAUCAUGAAACUAAUUAGAUUAAUUAAAUUACGUUAAGUUAAGCUUGUACUUAUAAAUUGUUUUAUAUUGCGUUCGCAUUUAUCACCGAACUUGUUCCAAUGUCUACUCGAAACGGUUCGAGAAUCGCCAAGCGUUUAAUCUGUAAAUACCAGUGUUGAGCACUAAUCCUGCGUGUUGAGUGAGAAAUAUGCGAUGCGAUUGUAAACGAAAUCCUUAUUCUAAAGAUAUCGCGUCCCAAGCAUUAUCCUAACGCAACAAUGGAUCAGCAGCAUGUAACCAAUGUUGAUCACGGUAACGACUAUCUCUUGUACGCUUUCGAUCGCUAUCGGCGGCUAUGGCGAAUGAGUAUCGUUCGCGAAGACUAAUAAUAGCAGACCUAUUUCCGAUUGUUGUCGCGCGAUAUCGAAUCUUAUCGAGAGGCGAGAGACAUUUUUGUAUCACGCUGUAGAACAAAGUGUGUAAUCCUCGAUAAGAGUCCUAUUGAAGAGCGGACGAGUCAUCGUCGCGACACAGCAGCAGCUGUUAGCUACACUAUAUAGUUGUUAAGUGACAUUGCUGUAGAAAGCAUGCUCUAGAAUGUAAGGAAAUUGGAGAAUUAAUGACUCGGGCGAACCGCAUACGAUUUUUAAUGUUAUUAACGUUUAGGCCUACUAUGUAUAUAUACGUGUAUAAGUAAUGAUCGAGUGAGAGUUGUGUGUAUAUAUAUAUAUAUAUAUAUAUAUAUAUAUAUAUAUAUAUACUCCGCCUCUGUCUCAAUCGUGUCAACCGUGCGUAUACGUCGGAUUUAACAAUCGUACCUGUAAAUAAAGCCAUCGCAGUAAAUCUUUCUCUGCAUACACUGAUGUUGGAGAUUCCUGUAGCUCCACAUUAAAUCUCUGUACAUAU
Molecule: messenger RNA, 6754 nt
Organism: Ooceraea biroi (clonal raider ant)
Lineage: Eukaryota; Metazoa; Arthropoda; Insecta; Hymenoptera; Formicidae
Product: SH3 domain-containing kinase-binding protein 1
Molecular function (GO): GTP binding; GTPase activity; protein binding
Source: RefSeq, a predicted model, not a curated record